Molecule: messenger RNA, 852 nt
Organism: Ectocarpus siliculosus
Lineage: Eukaryota; Phaeophyceae; Ectocarpales; Ectocarpaceae
Source: the annotation of a GenBank genome assembly
AUGCUGUCGUUUCGGCCUGUGGGCACCUUGCCGGCGGGAAGCAGUGGCUUCCAGUCUCCUUUGCCUCUUGCGCACCCGACGGAGGCUUCGGUAGUGCUUGUUGGAGGGAGUCGUGCCAGCGAGCACGACAGCUUCAACGGAGCAUGCAGCGCGAAGAUCGUAACUCCGACACCGGGCGGCGAGAUGUCCGGGAGCAAUAAUCAAGCGAAUCAGUCCUGGGGCGGGGCAGCGGGCGCCGCAGCAGAUGGGGGACGCUUGCUGGCCACCAUGGUCGUCGGGGAGGGCGGAAAGGCGCUGCUCGCCCAGUUCUACCAAAAGCACGGCUGCAUCGCCAUCUCUGACGUCACCAGAGGUCUACACCGAGGGUUCGUCCGUCUUCGCAUUUCGCAGCCUCGCGGUAGCAACAGAGCCGCAGGCGGCGGGGUCCAGUGCAUGGCCGGUUCAUUGACCGCUAACAGCGGGCUCGUUUUCCUCGGGAGAGCAGGUCUUUCGGCGCUACAGGCGGUCAGAGUCGACCCCUGGGACGGCCUUGGCUCCCUCAGCCAACCCCUACCUGACUCGGGACCGGUGCUAGCCGUGGCCUGUCACCCCUCGAGGACCAUCGUUGCUGCCUGCUUAUCCGACGGUACCAUAUGUCUGUGGGACUACGACAGCGCGGAUGGGCGAGGGAGCGGCCGUUUCUCUGGCGGGGGAGGAGGGGGGGGGGGGGGGUAUUAUAGAAGGGGCGAAAAUUUUUUGGGGGGGGGGGGGACCCGAGCCCGCCUGGGGCCCCCCCCCGCCCCUUCCCCCGGCCGGGGGGGGGGGGGGGCCACAAAAGGGGGGGGGGGGGGGGGGAGGCGGGGGGGGCGAUAG